Molecule: messenger RNA, 3127 nt
Organism: Neohortaea acidophila
Lineage: Eukaryota; Fungi; Ascomycota; Dothideomycetes; Mycosphaerellales; Teratosphaeriaceae
Product: WD40-repeat-containing domain protein
Exons: 2
Coding region: 14-2929 (971 amino acids)
Biological process (GO): maturation of SSU-rRNA
Cellular component (GO): Pwp2p-containing subcomplex of 90S preribosome; small-subunit processome
Molecular function (GO): protein binding; snoRNA binding
Source: RefSeq, a predicted model, not a curated record
CCGAUCAUCAACGAUGGUGCGCUCGUACAGAAAGUACGAGGCUUCUCACUCGUUCGGCACAGUCUGCACCUCCACCGCGAAUACCCUCUGGACGCCAUCACCGAGCGCAAGCGCAAGUAGCACUUCUCGCUCCACAUCCGCCGGUUUAGCAUACACGCCCGCCAAUCAAUCUAUCCAGUGUUGGGAUCUCAAAACAAGCGCUCUCCUCUCCACCCUCACCGACACCACAAAUACUGCUCAGAGCGCUGUCACAGCCCUCGCGCAAUGCGCCGCUCAGCCAGAUGUCAUCGGUGCUGGAUAUAGCGAUGGCUCAAUCCGGAUAUGGGACGCUCUGAGUGGGCAGUUGGUUGUGAGAUUCGACGGACAUCGUAAUGCUGUUACACAUCUGGCUUUCGACCGGACUGGAGAAAGAGUCGUCAGCGGAAGUCGGGAUACAGAUGUGAUCAUAUGGGACCUUGUAGGGGAGACAGCGGAGGGAAAAUUAAGAGGUCACAAGGGCGAGAUAACGGGCUUAUCAUUCUUGUCCACCUCAACCGAAGAUUCUGGAGCCGAGAAGGGAGAGAGAUAUCUCUUGACAACGUCGAAAGAUGCGCUAGUAAAGAUCUGGGAUCUGGAGGGCAAGCAUUGUCUCGAAACACACGUCGCGCAAAGUCAUGGCGAAUGCUGGGCUUUGGGAGUGAGCUCGGACGGUGACGGUUGUAUCACCGCUGGAAACGAUGGCGAGCUCAGAGUAUGGAGCAUCAAUACCGAACAUCUUACUGCGUUGGACAGCCGAGCGCGGUCCGACAAUCGAGAGAAUGGAGAAGCAAAGAUACUGCAAAGCCGCGGCAUUCUCCGCCGACAAAACAUCAAAGACCGGACGAUCGACAUAAGUUUUCAUCCAAGGCAGUCCUACAUUGCGAUCCAUGGCUCCGAAAGGGCGGUCGAGAUUUGGAGAACCCGAGGCGAGGAUGAGCUUCAUAGACACAUGCAGCGAAAGCGUCGAAGGCGGCGUGAGAAAGCCGCUGCGUCUGGAGAAGUUCUUGCACCGGAGACCUCGGAGACGACAGAGACACCCGACGUGACUGACGUCUUCUUACCACAUGUUAUCGUGCGCACAGCUGGAAAGGUCCGAUCAGCCAGAUGGAUGGACGGCACGAGCAACAAAUCGACAAAAUCCCUGCAGCUCCUCGUUGCAAGUACGAACAAUUUGCUCGAGACGUAUACCGUCCAAACACAUGCUGCUUCGAAAUCAGCCGCCGAGUCAACCGCGGUAGACUACAGCCGGACUCUUUCCGUUGACCUUCCGGGCCACAGGGCUGACGUACGCACCCUAUGUCUCUCCUCUGACGAUCGCAUGCUGGCGAGCGCAUCUGCGGGACAGCUCAAGAUCUGGAACCUUCGAACCCGAUCCUGCAUUCGUACACUCGAAUGCGGCCAAGCGCUCUGUUCCGCUUUCCUCCCAGGUGACAGGAUUGUAUUGGUAGGGACGAAGAGUGGCGACUUGGAACUCUACGACCUCUCCACCAGCACCUUGAUCGAAAGCAUUCCGGCUCAUGAUGGUCAAGCCAUCUGGACGCUCGCCGUACACCCCGACGGACAAAGCGUAGUGACUGGAUCGGCUGAUAAAAGUGUCAAGUUCUGGCGCUUUGAUGUGGCCGAAGAAGAAAUUCCUGGUACCCGACGAACGACGCAACGACUGAAACUCACGCAGAACCGCCAGCUUAAACUGUCGGAUGACAUACUGAGCCUUGCAUUCUCACCUGACCAACGGCUACUGGCUGUCAGCACGCUCGACAAUACUGUGAAGAUCUUCUUUGUGGACUCACUGAAACUGUUCCUCACUCUCUACGGCCACAAGCUACCAGUCCUUGACAUGAGCAUCAGCUCCGACAGCAAAUUGAUCGCCACGUGCAGUGCCGACAAAAACAUCCGAGUCUGGGGCUUAGACUUUGGCGACUGUCACAAAGCGUUCUUUGCGCAUGAGGACAGCGUGAUGUCUGUCAAUUUCGUUCCUCACCCGGUCGAGCAGGACGAGAGAUAUAUACUAUUCUCUGCGAGCAAGGACGGGAUGGUGAAGACUUGGGAUGCGCAGAAGUUCGAGCAGGUGCAGCGGCUCGAGGGGCACAAAGGAGAAAUCUGGGCCAUGGCGGUGAGCCGGACGGGUGAGAUGGUGGUCACGGCUAGUCACGACAAGAGUCUACGCUUGUGGGAAGUGGGCGAUGACCUGGUCUUUCUCGAAGAAGAACGAGAAAGGGAGCUGGAGAGGAUGUACGAAAGAGACAUGGCCGACAAUCUGGACCGCGACUAUCGUGAAGGCGAGCAGAACGGAGAUGCAGAUGAAUUAGCAGCCGCCAGCAAGCAAACGGUCGACACCCUCACACACGGCGAGAAAGUGAUGGAGGCGCUGGAGCUCGGCAUGGCAGAUCUGGACAUCGUGCGAGCACACGAGCGCGAGAAGGCGAAGAAUCCCAGGGCUGCCCCUCCGCAACGCAACCCGCUCUUCCUCGCCCUGGGCAACAUCAGCGCCGAACAGCACGUGCUCAACACGCUGCGGAAAAUCCCCACGCCCGCUCUCAACGACGCCCUGCUCGUUCUGCCUUUCAGCAGUCUUCCGGCCGUCUUCACCUUCCUCGCUAUCCUCAUGCGGAAGCGCAUGCAGCCGGAACUGAGCUGGCGGAUUGCGUACUUUUUGCUGCAGGUGCAUAUGAAGCAGAUUGUGGCUAGCCGGCAGUUGAAGCCGCUGUUGGAGGAGGUGCUGGAGGGGUAUGAGCAGUGGCAGGAGGGAGAGAGAGGAGUGCUGGGAUUCAAUCUGGCUGGGUUGACGUUGCUGGGGCGAGAGGCGGCGGAGAUGCAGAAGGGGAAUGGGUAUUUGGAUGAUGUGGAUGGAGAGGAGGAUGCUGCGACAGGGAAGGGAAGCAGGAAAAGGGCUUUUGGUAAUCUUGCGUAGGACUUUCAGAGACCAGUAGAGACUCUGCCAAAAUACCGUCCUGAGGCCCCUUGCAUAUAUCACACCUGUGCGAACAAUCUCUCGCUUUUCAAGGUCUUGAAACUUUGUAAUUGAAGAACGGACGAAGCUGCAUCGCGCGUGCGUGCGAUGCAUUCCGGCAUCGUCAAUGCGGCUUAGUCAGGGGCAAACGCGAAACUU